Molecule: messenger RNA, 1193 nt
Organism: Colletes gigas
Lineage: Eukaryota; Metazoa; Arthropoda; Insecta; Hymenoptera; Colletidae
Exons: 4
Coding region: 182-1003 (273 amino acids)
Source: RefSeq, a predicted model, not a curated record
CGUGUAUUUUCAUUAUUAAAUAUUAAAUUUAAUAAAAAUAUUCGGAUAAUUCCAUUAAUUCCUGAAUGGCUAUCGAUAGUGACGAAAACGGAUAACCACAUAACGUUACUCAACAUACUUUUCGUUGUUUUGAUCAUAUUGGUUUAAGCUCAAGUUAAUGUCAACAUUACGUUUUUAGAUAAUGGACGUAGAGGAUUCUAUAGAUCCAAAAGAUGUGAAAAUAACUCUUGAAACAUAUAAAAAGUUGGCCCUCGAUGUUGCAAACCAUGACACGAUCUUAAAGGACAAAACGGUCCUGUCGUACGUAGCAUACGUUUUAGAAGUACCCGAUGUUGAAAUUAUGACUCUGAGCUUAGAUAUUCUCGAAUUAUUUGUUAAAAAUGUGGAUAAUUAUGUACACAUAACCUCUACCUUUGGUGUUCGGGAAGCCCUGGAUGCAAUUAUAAAUAAGUACAAUAUAGAUGAACCAAAGAUAGCUAACCGAGCUCAGUAUAUAAAAGAUGACAUAGAAAGAAUGAAACCCCCGAUAUAUAAUCUACGUAGUAGAUGUAGAAGAGUUAUUGAACCUAAAAAACUAAAAACUCAUGUUAUCGUGUUACACAUUCAAGGGCUAUUACCAGAGACCCGUUCAGAUUUGGAAUCAAUACUGAUAAGAAUCGACGGAUUGGUUUCUCUUGUAGUCGAUGUAGAACAUCAGCGUGUUACGAUGCGUACGCUAAGUUAUGUCACAGCGAAACAAAUUGCAGAAGCUAUUCAAAACAAUGCAGAGACCAUGGAAGCAAGAUUGGUUACAAGAAAUAAAUUCAACCAAGAGUAUCUUGUUCCACUGAUUAAUACAGAAGACAAUUGUGACACUGAUGAUAUGCCAGAUUAUUUGCCAGAAGAAGACGAGCAAGAAGAUGAAAAAGAGGGUGUUGUAUCUUUAUUUACUGGAUUAAGACAAAGUGCUUCAUCAAUAUACAAAUCUACUACCGAAUUUCUUCAGAAUUCGUUUUAUUGGUAAAUUCAAAAGUAGUUAACAUUAAGCAUAAUUUUUUUAUUUUAUGAUCGGCAAAAAAAUAUAAUAAAAGUAGUGAACGUUUGAAGUUGUUAAUUCGUUAACGAAAUGUUUCAACCAAAUUUAUUAUUGCAUAUCUGAUUAAUAAUCUCGUAAUACCAUGACAUUUAUUAGAUUUUUAUUUUUUCAUUAUAUC